Messenger RNA from Diaporthe citri, 2709 nucleotides. RefSeq lists its product as uncharacterized. The record is from RefSeq and is a predicted model, not a curated record. Gene Ontology annotation, biological process: autophagy of mitochondrion; protein localization to phagophore assembly site. The coding region runs from base 1 to 2709 and encodes 902 amino acids. Lineage: Eukaryota; Fungi; Ascomycota; Sordariomycetes; Diaporthales; Diaporthaceae. The transcript is spliced from 2 exons. Gene Ontology annotation, cellular component: autophagosome; phagophore assembly site.
AUGACGUCCAACUUCUUCUCGAGGCUCGCUCCUGCAAGCCAGCAGAGGUCUUUCUACGAGGAACUGCGCUCCCGCAACGAUGAUCUCGACGUUGAGGACCGCGCCGGCUUUGCCCUGGACGACGAGAACCUGAACCAUAGCUUCCAGGAAGAUGACUUGGAUCCCGAAACCCUCGCUAUCGAACACAGCAGGAUGACACAAGCCAGUGAUCCUAGGCCGGACCGCCGACGCAACACGAGGCCUUCACCCCAACAACACGAGACUACGUGGCCACAUCCAGAUGAAGAAGGAGAUAAUGAUGUGCCUGCCUCGCUCCUGGUCGAGAAAAAUGCUACAGAUCCUCCCAGUAGGUCGAAACGCCACGGAAGGACAGCAACGCCCCCACGACCACAUGGUGCCCCCGAGCCCUCGACCAGGAGGCUUCGGGCCCAGUGGGAGACGACACAACAUCAGCAGAGGCUCCACCAAGACGAACAUCCUCCAGCCGCCCUGCCAUACACUAGAGCGCGCUCAAAUCGAGUGGUGGGCAGCGUCGUCACUGGAACGGCCGAGCAGAAGGCUAUGUGGAGAUGGGUUAACGUCACAAACCUCGACAUCUUCAUGCAGGACGUAUACGACUACUACAGGGGCAAUGGCCUGUGGUGCAUCCUCCUGGACCGUGUCCUUCACCUGGUGGAGGUUGGCUUCAUCGUCGCAUUCCUCACCUUCUUAACACAGUGCAUCGACUACUCCAAGUUCCCCCACAGCAAGUCCAUGAACCAGGUGCUUAUAUCCCAGUGUACAAAGAAAAUGUCUGGGCUUUGGAACUUUGGCCUGUGGAUAUUUGUCUUCUAUUUCAUAUGGAAAGCUAUCCAGAUUCCUCUCGACAUUCGGCGCCUUUUACACCUCCGGGACUUCUACUCCCACCUGCUUGGCAUUCCCGAACAUGAUAUGCAGACUAUCUCGUGGCAGGACGUUGUCGUCCGUAUCAUGGCCCUCCGGGAUCAGAACCCCAAAACGGCGGGUCACUUGACGGCCCGCCAGCGGAAGUGGCUCGGUAGUCAGUCCAAGGAGAGGCUCGAUGCGCAUGACAUUGCCAACCGCCUCAUGCGAAGGGAGAACUUUCUCAUAGCCUUGAUCAACAAGGAUAUUCUGGACCUCACCAUCCCGCUGCCGUUCUUGAGCGGGCGUCAGUAUCUUUCUCGUCUCCUCGAGUGGACCUUGAAUUUCGGCAUCAUGGACUAUGUCUUUGACGAACGUGGCCAGGUGAACCAAGAGUUUCUCAAGUCAGAUCGCAGAGGCCAGCUAAGCCAGAAAUUGCGGGCGAGAUUCUUGUUCGCUGGAGUUAUGACCCUCAUGGUUGCUCCUUUCAUGGCUGGCUACCUCUUUAUCAUGCAUUUCCUGACUUACUUUCAUGAAUAUCGCAAGAACCCCUCGGCUUUGGGCACGCGAGCGUACACGCCGUUGGCCGAGUGGAAGUUCCGAGAAUUCAAUGAGCUUCCCCACAUCUUCCAAGAACGCCUGAAUAUGUCAUAUCCGUUUGCUACACGAUACCUGGACCAGUUCCCCAAGGAGAUGACGGCGCGCAUGGCCAGGACGGUAUCCUUCAUAGCCGGGGCCUUGGCUACUGUUCUAGCGAUCGUGACGAUGGUAGACACCGACCUGGGUUUUGAGAUCACACCGGACCGAACGGUACUGUUCUACUUCCCCAUCUUCGCAGGUGCGUGGGCUUUUGCCAGAGGCAUGGUACCCGAGGAGAACACGGUUUUUGAGCCCGAGUACGCCUUGAGGCAAGUCAUUGAAUACACCCACUAUGAGCCGGACCGUUGGCAGGGGCUAGGACUACACAGCUCCGCAGUCAAGGAUGAGUUUUCGGCGCUGUACAAGAACAAACUGGUGAUUUUUCUGGAGGAGAUUGUGGGCAUCCUGAUUGCACCUCUUAUCCUCUCCGUCAGCCUGCCACGGUCGAGCGAUCAGAUUGUCGACUUCUUUCGGGAGUUCACCAUCCACGUCGACGGCCUGGGGUAUAUCUGCUCGUUCGCCGAGUUCGACUUCAAGAAGGGCGUUGGGAAGCCGAAGCCAGACGCGGACACCCGCGAGGACUAUUACGCGACCAAGCAUGGCAAGAUGGCGGCAUCGUACUACGGGUUCCUAGACAACUACGUGAUCAACCCCAGGACGGGGAUCCCGGGCCACCUUCCACCGGGGGCGCGGAACCAAUUCCAGCCGCCGCCGGCAUUCCCCAGCUUGCAGUCCCCGACUCUAGCGGCAGACAUGGCGGCAUCGCGGAUGGGCCGCAGUGAAUUGGGCCGGGCUAGAAGCCGGGGGCCCGGGGGACCCUCCCACGCUGGCAGGACGCCUAGACACGGAAUGGCGGCGCCACCAACGCUCUCGCCGAUGGCUUCGAUCCUGCUGGACCCGCACCAUCAGCCACCGGUUUCGACACUGGGCCGGAGCAUGCACCGACCGCGGCAGGGCAGGCACAGGGAAGAUAUCAUCGAGGAAGGAUUUGAGGGCGAGAAUAUCGAGGGCGAUACGAGGCGACGAGACGAGGAUGAUGCGUACGAGAGUGGGCACGGACUGGACGAGUCUGCGUGGCAGGCAUCGCCGGGACAAGCACUUGGUCGUGACAACAGCGCGACGAACGAAGGUGACAGGGAAGACGGGGUGUUUGGGAUGAUGUACCAAUUCCAACGAGAGCUGCAGCAUAUGCCAGGGGGCCUGCGGUGA